GACAACAAAUGAAUUCUGACAAACAAAAUUUUAAAGCAUUCAGUAAAAUUGGUGAAAAUAUGAAUGAAAAUGAUGGAACUAAUCUUGAUACAGAAUUCAAGCGCUAUUUACAAAUAAUGCGCAAUUACCUAGGCCAGCUAAUAGAUCAGGACGUGAUAGAAAUAUGUAACGCCUGGAUUCAGAAAUUGUCAAAUUGUAAGGAUGAUGAAAAAUAUUUGAGGAAUAAAUACACAUUUUCUCUUUGCUAUCAACUAGCUAUAGGAGUAUUAGAUCAUCCAUUUCUGACUGCUCCAAACAGUGAAUCUCUCGAUCCCCUUGACAAUGAAACACAGAGUGAUGAAUUAUCCAGUGAAGUUGAAUGCAUUGUAAUUGAUUCUGAACAUGACGAUAUAAAAACUGAAUGUGAUGUAACCAGCACUCCAAGAAUAGUUAGUUCAACACCACGUGAUAGUAUUCCUGGAAGUGAAUAUGAUGCAUGUAAGUCUAACAAGCAAUCAUCUCUCUGUUGUACCUAUGGUGUCAACCCAGCUGACGCAUUUGUUCACAGUGAUGACAACUUUGAAUAUCAACACAGGGCAGUAAAUCUCAUUAUGAAGUUGAGGGAAAUUAAAAAUCAAAACCUUAUAUUGCACAAUGAACUUAUUGCUUUAAAGAAAGAAUCUAAAAUUCGAAAUGAGGAAUACCAAGAUAGCUGCAUUGUUAAGGUGAAUACGUCCACAAGUACGAAUUCUAUGGAAAAGAACAGUGUUACUAAUUUAGAAUGUCUUAAGAACAAACUACAAGAAGUUCAUGAUUCAAGAAACUCUUUAUUAGAUUCUUUAGAAAAAUUACAAAACCAAAUCGAUAGUUAUAAUAUGUUGAAAAAACAUGAAAUAGAUGAUAUUGAAGCUAAGCAUAAACUAGAAAUGAUUGGAAUAAAAACUACCCUUCGUGAAGAAAUCACUGCUGAUUUCGAAAUACAGCUACAAGAUCUGAAACAAAAACACGACCAGGCUUUAAAACAACUUCAUAUAGAUAAAAUUAAUGAAAUUGAGCAAAUGAAUAAAUUUCACGAUGACAUAAUUACUGAAAAAAACAUCAUUAUUCAAAAAAAAGAUGCAGUAAUUUCUGACCUCAAGAAUCAGUUGGAUGAAAUAAAAAGUAAUCAAUUGUGUGUCAUUAACAAGCUCUUAGAUAAACCGGAAAGAGCUUAUGAUAACAGUCAUGUGUCAUCCAAAAUAGAAGAAUUAGAAAGAAAAAUUAUCAAAAUUGAAAGAGAAAAAUUAAAACUAAUAAAAAUAUACGAAGCAAAAAUAGCAAAUUUACAAAGACAAAAACAUUUAGCUGAAUGUAGUGUGCAACUUCAAGCAUUGAAGCAACGCAGUCAAGCAAUUAAUGAAGUUGACGAAAAUCAAGCAGAACUACACACUGCUAUAGACAAAUUAGAAAACAAAUACAAAGAGAUUGUGGCCAAUGUUCAAGCGACAGCCGUACAGCGACGGAUGCAGGAUCAAAUCGCUUUAGACGCAAUAAUACAGGCUAUUUGUGGUUCCCGGAAUGAAAGCCCAUACAUAAAUUCACGCAGCCCUAAUUCGUGUAAAACAAUGCACAACUCAAACAAGGAUAGCAACGGAUGUGACGCUGAAUUGUCAACUCUAUUCAGUGGAAAUAAGGUCGGCAGUGUGAUUGUAGGUAACAAGAUCUACGCCGACGACAGCGCCGUGAAUGAUUAUUGUCUGGGUAGAGAUAAAGUUUGCGAACUAUUUGAGAGGAUACAUAUUCCUCAGAGAGAUACUGAAAAUGCUCCAUCGAAGAAGUAGUUUAUGAAUUAAGUGUUUCACUGAAACGAAAGUUUGGAGUCUUGUUGAACCCAUUGCAGAUGAACACUUAAUUGUUAUUUAUGAUAGUUUCAAUGUUAUUUGAUUUAUGAUUUUGAUGUACUUACUACUAUAUUUUUGAAUAAAUU
Leptidea sinapis is the source of this 1945-nucleotide messenger RNA. RefSeq names its product centrosomal protein of 112 kDa-like. The transcript has a single exon. The record is from RefSeq and is a predicted model, not a curated record. The coding region runs from base 9 to 1799 and encodes 596 amino acids. Lineage: Eukaryota; Metazoa; Arthropoda; Insecta; Lepidoptera; Pieridae.